AUGACAGGUGCAGCAGCUUCAACAGGUAAAAACGAUGAGAAGAAACACGUUAUCUUCCCAUGGAAGAGAAUGGUUGCCGGUGCGGUUGCCGGUACUGCCGAUGUCUGGGCAUGUCAUCCAUUGGAUCGUAUCAAGACACAACUACAAAACAACCCAGGAAAGUCAAUCUUUGGAACCUUCCAAGAUGUCGUCUCCAAAGGAAAGGGUUUCACAGGCGGUGUCUACGCACUCUACGAAGGUAUCCUCCCAAUGACUGCCGAGGCAAUCUUCAAGGUCGGUAUCCGUUAUUUCGCAUUCUCCUGGUUCACCGAGGAGUACAACCAGCGUUACAACAACGGACGUCCACCAAAAGAUCCAUUCUUCCUCAAUUUGGCCGGUGGUGCCUUUGCCGGAACCGUAGAGUCGUUCCUCGUCGUCAUUCCAUGCGAGUUGCUCAAGGUACGUCACAUGACCCAGGAACACAGUCGUUCGUUCGGUAUGGUGUUCAAGGACGUCAUUCGUGAGGAGGGAUUCCGUGGACUCUACAAGGGUGGUAGUGCCACACUGUUGCGUCAGAUUACCAAUCACAUGAUUCGUUUCCCAGUGUUUUACGGUAUCACCGAUUAUCUCAAGGGUGGAGAUCACCACAAGCAACUUCCAGUCAUCCAAAACUUGACUGCCGGUGCUUUGGCCGGUACUGCCUCCACACUCUUCAACAAUCCAUUAGACACAAUCAAGACCCGUAUGCAAAAGCAAGGUCAAAACCAAACCUCAAUGCAAGUGAUUCGUGGAAUUUACGCUGAUGGUGGUGCUCGUGCUUUCUGGGCUGGUUGUGUCCCACGUAUCCUUAGAGUUGCUCCAGGUCAAGCUAUUACAUGGGCUGUUGUAGAAUGGGUAACUGGAUUAUUAAAUAAAUUUUAA
Heterostelium album PN500 is the source of this 900-nucleotide messenger RNA. It is a transcript of the gene mcfZ, whose product is annotated as mitochondrial substrate carrier family protein. Bases 1 to 900 code for a protein of 299 amino acids. The transcript is spliced from 3 exons. Lineage: Eukaryota; Evosea; Eumycetozoa; Acytosteliales; Acytosteliaceae. Gene Ontology annotation, biological process: fumarate transport; succinate transport. The record is from RefSeq and is a predicted model, not a curated record.